Molecule: messenger RNA, 4994 nt
Organism: Peromyscus maniculatus bairdii (prairie deer mouse)
Lineage: Eukaryota; Metazoa; Chordata; Mammalia; Rodentia; Cricetidae
Gene: Crkl
Product: CRK like proto-oncogene, adaptor protein
Biological process (GO): cell migration; enzyme-linked receptor protein signaling pathway; positive regulation of ERK1 and ERK2 cascade
Cellular component (GO): cytoplasm
Molecular function (GO): receptor tyrosine kinase binding; signaling adaptor activity
Source: RefSeq, a predicted model, not a curated record
GGGCCCGGCCGCUUCUCCCGCGUCCGCCAUUUUGUUGCUGUGGCUGUUGGGAGCGGGCUGGGUGGCUCGGCCCGGGAGGCGCGACUCUUGCUGGGGAAGGCGGCUUCGUGGGACGGCCGGGGCGGGCUCGCGAGGCUGCGGAGCCGGCGGGGUCCAGGACCGGAGUCACCGGAGCCACCCCUGGGCGCGGGGCCGCUGGGAAGCCCGAGGCGGCCUCCGGCACCGCUCGGCUUCGCCCACCUCGACCCCCGGGCUUGGCCCCGUGUUCCCGGCCCGGUGCAGGCGGGCGGUGGCGGAGGAUGCUGCGGGGCCCGGAGCCGGGAGGAAGGUCCUGACCCGGCCCUCUGACUGCGCCCCGAGGUGUUCCGAGAGGCCCUUCCUCGGCCCCAAAGCCGACAGCGGGUGAAGGCUUGGCGAGCAGGCGAGAGCAGCAGACGCCGCCCAUCCCCGGACCCAGCACCAUGUCGUCCGCCAGGUUUGAUUCUGCAGACCGCUCUGCCUGGUACAUGGGGCCAGUGUCUCGCCAGGAGGCGCAGACCCGUCUCCAGGGCCAGCGCCAUGGCAUGUUCCUAGUCCGGGACUCCUCUACCUGCCCCGGGGACUAUGUACUGUCCGUGUCCGAGAACUCGCGUGUCUCGCACUACAUCAUCAACUCCCUGCCCAACCGCCGCUUUAAGAUCGGGGACCAGGAGUUUGAUCAUUUGCCGGCCUUGCUGGAGUUCUACAAGAUCCACUACCUGGAUACUACCACCUUAAUCGAACCAGCGCCCAGGUAUCCAAGUCCACCCAUGGGUUCUGUCUCAGCACCCAACUUGUCUGCAGCAGAAGAAAAUGUGGAGUAUGUACGGACUCUCUAUGACUUUCCUGGGAAUGAUGCUGAAGACCUACCCUUUAAGAAGGGUGAGAUUCUAGUGAUAAUAGAAAAGCCUGAAGAACAGUGGUGGAGUGCUCGGAACAAGGAUGGCCGGGUUGGAAUGAUUCCUGUCCCUUACGUUGAAAAGCUUGUGAGGUCCUCACCACAUGGCAAGCAUGGAAAUAGGAAUUCUAACAGUUAUGGCAUCCCAGAACCUGCUCACGCGUACGCUCAACCUCAGACCACAACUCCUCUACCUACAGUUGCCAGUACUCCUGGGGCAGCGAUCAACCCUUUGCCAUCCACACAGAAUGGACCUGUCUUUGCAAAAGCAAUCCAGAAGAGAGUACCGUGUGCUUAUGACAAGACCGCCUUGGCACUGGAGGUUGGUGACAUUGUGAAAGUCACGAGGAUGAAUAUAAAUGGCCAGUGGGAAGGCGAGGUGAAUGGGCGCAAAGGGCUCUUCCCUUUCACACAUGUUAAAAUCUUUGACCCUCAAAACCCAGAUGACAACGAGUGAUUGCUGUUGCCGUCCCUGCUGCUGCCUUGUUCUGCCUGUCCUAGUCUCCGUUGAAGUGGGAGGCACUCUCACAUGCAAGUCACAGCGAGCUGCUGGUGGCCGGCUCCAUCCCCUGGGUCUCCUGCACAUUUGGAAUGCCUCCAGCAGCUGCCUCUUGGCAUCUGUAUCAUAGUCAUCCUGUCAGAGUAGCGGUCCUAGCGUUCUUCUGGAUUGUAAACUGGAACCUGGGGAAGCACACAGUAGAACUGAACACAGGAGGGGCUUCCUUCUCAUCACUGCCUCGUCUGUAUUGGAGACGGACUCUGUGUGAGCCUGCUGACAGUCCACACGGAGAGGGCUAGCCUCGGCAAGCUCUUGCUGUUGCUGGUCCACAGAGCAGUGGCUUUGCUACCGACUUGUUUUUCUUUGGACGACAGAGGAAGUAAACUCCAGACAGUUCUGUCCAAACUCCUGCAGUCUGGCUUGUUUCCACUUUCUUUUGUUUAGUUUUGGUUUUGGAAGACUAAUUCAUUAGAGUUGUGUGUUCUGAACAGAUUUUUAAAUAGUAGGUUGGAUUUUUGUGAUAGUCUAAGGAACAAUACAUGUCUCGGAGCUUCCAAACUGAAGCUGCUGUACGUAACUAAAGAAUAUGAAAAAGACACCCUGAAGUAGAGGCCUUUAUCUUUUGGUUGCCACGAUACCUUGUGUGCCGUGUGGCAAACAGUGCACACACACACACACACACACACACACACACACACACACACACACACACACACACACAGCAGUUAUGGUGUGCCGUGCUGGGUGCAGCCUGGAAGCACCAGGGUGAACCACCGGUGGUCUGGGGACCCUGUGGCUGUUGCUACCGACAGGAGCAGAAAGGGUGGAGCAUUUGGUCAGUUCUGUCUAGCGUUUGAAUAAGUACACCCCCUUUAAGAACUCAAGUGAGUCCCCACAGAGUCCUGUCAGCUCUUCCUGUCCAGACCCAGCCUGUCCAGGCAGCUUGAAAGUGGUAGUCCUGUCUGUUUGGUUCCACAGCCUAAGUGGAACAGAACACAGUGCUCCUGAACCAAGAAAAGGCAGGCUCUGGAACCCUUAACCCAUAUACCAUGAGCCAACAUGCAAGCCAGCUGGUACAACGUGUGUCUGCCCCUCAUCUGCACGUGGCAACCCUGAGUUCUAGAACCUUUCUGUAGUAUGCUGUGUUUCAGCUGGACCCUGAUGAGGACACGCCUCCACACAGAACUCCAAGCAGACCGAGAUAUGUAGCAGUGACGUAGUGAGCAGCUCCAGUGGUUACAGAACAGCUGUAACUGUGGCCCUGGCUCUGGAGGCUCUUAGGCUGUGAGAACUGAGAAUACAUUCAGCAGACAAAAACUAACACAAGCAUUUGUCCACUAUAUUUAUUUCUCUUCAAGACUUUCUUUUUAAUUUUGUGUAUAUUGGGCAUGGUGGCACACACCUUUAAUCCCAGCACUCAGAAAGGCAGAGGCAAGCAGAUCUCAGAGUUCAAGGCCAGCCUGAGUUCAAGGCUAGCCCGGUCUGUGUAGUGUGUUACAGGACAACAGGCCCACAAACAGAGCCUGUUUCAGAAACACCCCGUAAAGGUGUGUGGGUGUUUUGCCUGCAUGUGUGCAUGUGCAUCGCAUGGGUGCCGUGCCUGAGGAGGCAGGAAGAGAGGGUUGGAUCCUCUGGAGCUGGAGUCACUAUGUGGGGGCUGGGAAUUGAACCGGGGGUCCUCUGUAAGAGCAGCAAGUGCUCUUAGCUGCUGAGCCAUUUCUCUUUAAAUCAGGCUGAUAAGUGCCAUAUUAAAGAAUGUUCAUGUGACAAAAUGGUCAUUUGGGGCUUGGGGGUACUAUCAUGUCUCCCUGUCUGUGGCUUUCCAGAAAAAAGUGGUAAAGGUCAACUUUUUUCUAUCUCUGAAAGCUACCGUUUUUAGCCAGAUCUGUUGAGUGGGCCCCAAACUCUGCCUACAACAAUACUUGCCUUCUGGCUAGUGACCCAGUUCAGCCCUAGGCCUUUCGAUACGUGCGCUGAAUACCUGCCUUGUUCAGAGGACGACCCCUGAGGGAUCAUUACUGGGGCGAGAACCUCUUGCCUUACACAUGCUGGGGAAGCCCUCUACCACUGAGCUCUUUCUCAAAUUCUGAGAUGGGAUCUCCAUAAAUUGCCCAUGCGGGCUUUGAACUUUUCAUCCCAGCCUCGGCUGAAAUUACAAAGGUUUGAGUCACCACACCCAGCUUUUAAGGUCUUUUAAAAACUACAUUUAACUGAAGGGCUCGGUGCCUUUUGAUGAUAGCGGCAUGCUCAGUGCAGGCGGCCAUUUUUGAGAAUAGGAUUUCCCUUCUCAAGUCUGUUGACCAGCAAGACUCCAUGUAGAUUCAGGAUCAAAAUGUCCCAUAAGCCUGGAGUUUGGUUCAUGAAAUCAGUUAAUUUGGCCCAUGUAAAUGUUUCUACAGCUCUCUGAAAUCCAGAGCUGGAAAUAAAGACUUCAGUUCUGAACUCUCAGGACAUGUGCCGAAAGUAGUCAUUUCCUUUCCUGACUUAAAAGCUCGUCAGUUUCUUAAUCAGGAAAAAUUUCCCUUUCACACUGAUAGACAGUGGCGUCUUGCCUGGGUCCCACGCCUGUGGGAAUGUGAGCCGGGGUGGCUCCUUCUGUGACCGGCAUGUUCCAUGGUCUGCUCUGCUGUGCUGUAGAAAGUGCUGGGAUGACAGCCCUCUCGCUGUGGCUGCUGUGGGAGAAGGACUCGGUCAGGUGCUCAGGGCAGAGACCGCUAGGUUAGAGGCCGUUUCCCAGGCAGGACCUCCGCGCUGAAGACGCCGGCCACCCCUGCGCUGCCCCGACACACCUGUCGCAGGUCAUCCAGCUGUCGCAGGUCAUCCAGACUCAGAAGCCUCUGCUCUCCGGAAAAGACUCUGGGCCCCCCUUGGAGUUGCAGGUUCCUGGCGCUGUGCCAGCCUUCCUCUACAGCUGUUUACAGACAAGAUGGGCCAAGACUGAUGGCCACUGCUCUUGGAACUUAUGCUCAGAAGAAUAAUGAGCUUUUUUUUUUUUUAAAGGGAUGAUGUGUUUUUGUUCUAGGUGUUUAUAAUUUAAUCUUUUAAUAUUAUGUUCAUUAACCUCUUAAAAUGAGUGGAUUCUUGAUUGUUUUAACACAGUACCUAAGACUAAUGCUUUCUGUGGACUCCUCACCACGGGACCAGAGAACCACAUCCCUGGUAACUGCUGUGAGCGUGGACACUGAGCUGCUUGUAUAUUCUAGAAGAUCAGGAGGACAGUUCUCUGAGACAGGAGAUCAGUGGCCUUGCUUCUAGACGGUCUUCACUGUGUGUUUUAAAACGACAUAAAACUCUUUUGACGUGUAUAACUUAAAGAUCAUAAGUGUCAGGCAAUAAUAUUUUCUGUGUAAGCUUUUAAAAUUAUUUUUGGGGAUCAUAGCUUGUUUUAUUUUGUGCUAUAAAAUUAACAGUAUUAAAUGACUUAUAUUCUUAGAAUACAUUGAGUGUCUUUUCUUAACAGAUUAGUGCCUUUUUAUUUUUGUAUUCCAUUUUACGUUACUGGUCCCAGCAUCAAAGCCCUUGUUUCCAUGGCCUGUUUGUACAUUGUCUCAAUAAAACUUGCACCAGCUGGCGGCGGCA